Molecule: messenger RNA, 1137 nt
Organism: Aspergillus bombycis
Lineage: Eukaryota; Fungi; Ascomycota; Eurotiomycetes; Eurotiales; Aspergillaceae
Product: tRNA maturation protein LHP1
Exons: 2
Coding region: 1-1137 (378 amino acids)
Biological process (GO): RNA processing
Cellular component (GO): nucleus
Molecular function (GO): mRNA binding
Source: RefSeq, a predicted model, not a curated record
AUGUCUGCCGAACAGAACGUCGCCAACACCGAGGCCGAGAAGGAUGUCCAGAACGUCCUGGCCGAAUUGAAGGGUGACGCCGAGACCAACGGCCCUGAGAAGGAGGCCUCCGCCGAAGACACAGAGGAAGCCCGCAUCGUCGCGGCCGCCGCCCAGCUGGGUGAGAAGUCCGCGAAGGCUGAGGAGGACAAGGAGCGCGAGAACCGUGGUCGUGGACCCCGUCGCAACAACGCCAAGUUCGACCCUUCCUCUCAGAAGGAGACCGACGACCCUGUCGAGAUCCGCAAGCAGGUUGAGUUCUACUUCUCCGACUCCAACCUCCCCAUGGACAAGUUCCUGCUCUCCAAGGUCGGUGGUAGCCAGAACCGCUCCGUUCCUCUGGAACUCCUGCACUCUUUCAAGCGCAUGCGUCGCUUCCAGCCUUUCAGCGCGAUUGUUGAGGCCCUGAAGACUUCCGAGGUUCUGGACCUGGUCGACAAUGAGACCGCCAUCCGCCGCAAGACUCCUCUCCCCGAGAACGUUACCGAGACACACGACCCCAGUGUUGUUAAGGUGUUCGAGGAUAAAGCUAUGAACCGCAGUGUCUACGCUAAGGGAUUCGGUGAGGAGGGUCCCACCACCCAGCUGGAGAUUGAGGAGUUCUUCGCCCCCCACGGCCCCGUCAACGCCAUCCGUCUCCGUCGUGCCAACGACAAGACCUUCAAGGGUAGCGUCUUCGUUGAGUUUGAGUCCGAGGAGAAGCAGAAGGCGUUCCUCGCCCUGGCACCCAAGCCCCAGUGGAAGGGCCAGGAUCUGAUCAUCAAGAGCAAGAGGGAGUACUGUGACGAGAAGGUGCGCGACAUUGAGGCCGGCCGCAUCAAGCCCAGCGGUCACCGCCCCCGCGGCCGUGGUGGUUUCCGUGGCCGUGGCCGUGGCCGCCAGAGCGACAACCGUGACUGGAGGGAGCGUCGCGCCGAGGACCAGAAGCGCGGUUUCAGCGGCGACAAGAAGGAUGAGCCUAAGGAGCCUCGCGAGAUCCAGAAGGACGCUCGCGGCGUCCCCGUCGUACAGAGCACCGCCGACGCUGGCCAGAAGCGCGCCCGCGAGGACGAAGCCAACGGCGACCACCCGGCCAAGAAGGUCGACGCAAAGGAGUAA